This is a messenger RNA of Anthonomus grandis grandis, 1302 nucleotides long. It is a transcript of the gene betaggt-II, whose product is annotated as geranylgeranyl transferase type-2 subunit beta. Gene Ontology annotation, cellular component: Rab-protein geranylgeranyltransferase complex. Gene Ontology annotation, biological process: protein geranylgeranylation. Gene Ontology annotation, molecular function: Rab geranylgeranyltransferase activity. NCBI's taxonomy places the organism in Eukaryota, Metazoa, Arthropoda, Insecta, Coleoptera, Curculionidae. The transcript is spliced from 2 exons. The coding region runs from base 94 to 1095 and encodes 333 amino acids. The record is from RefSeq and is a predicted model, not a curated record.
AUAUGCUGACAUCAGUUUGUUUACGUUUUCAUUAAUAAUAAGAUUUGUCUACAUCUUGCUGCUUAAACCCGAUUUACAGUCAAAACACCCGAUAUGGCAACCCUAAUCAAAGAUAUCAAACUGCCAGAAAAUGUAAUAAAAAAAAUCUUAUUUGAAAAACAUAUAGAUUUCAUAAAUGAAUAUGGCAAAGACAACAAUGAUUUCGAGUAUGGAAUGUCGGACUAUUUACGGGUUUCUGGCAUGUAUUGGGCUCUCACCUCAUUAGAGUUAAUGAAUGCUGAACCCCUACAAGGCAAAGACCCCAUUGUGGAGUAUUUGAAACAGUGCCAGGAUACAGAAAGUGGAGGAAUCAGUGCUUGUGUGGGUCAUGAUCCUCAUAUAUUACACACCCUCAGUGCUGUUCAAGUUUUAGCUAUGUAUGACAGGCUUGAUGCAAUAGAUACAGAAGGUGUAGUAAAAUAUGUCCAAAGCUUACAGCAGCCUGAUGGCAGUUUCUCAGGGGACAAAUGGGGAGAAAUAGAUACUAGAUUUUCAUUUUGUGCUGUAAUGACUUUAUCAUUGCUAAAAAGAAUGAAUGCAAUUGAUCUGGACAAAGCCAUACAGUUUGUGGAGAGUUGUAAAAACUUUGAUGGUGGUUUUGGCUCAAGACCUUUCUCUGAAAGCCAUUCUGGCCUAAUAUAUUGUUGCAUAGGGUUUUUUUCUAUUACCAAUCGAUUGGAUUUGGUAGACCGAGACACUUUAGCCUGGUGGCUUUGUGAGAGACAGCUACCAUCUGGAGGACUGAAUGGCAGGCCAGAAAAGUUACCAGAUGUAUGCUAUUCAUGGUGGAUACUUUCAUCUCUUACUAUCCUGGGCAGGUUACAUUGGAUUGAUGCAGAGUCUUUGAAAAACUUUAUUUAUGCUUGCCAGGAUACAGAAACUGGUGGUUUUUCUGAUAGGCCAGGAGAUGUAUCUGAUCCAUUUCAUACAGUAUUUGGAUUGGCUGCAUUAUCACUAUUGGGGCAUGAAAAUAUCCAAAAAGUAAAUCCCACUUAUUGUAUGCCACAACAUGUUAUUGAUAGAUUAGGACUUAAACCCCAAAUAUUAGAGAAUUAGUGUUUGUUAAUGAAGAUUCAGUUUUAAGUAUUAUAAGUAUGUGAGCAUUUAUUUUAAAAUAAUAUAUAAGUGUAAAUAUACUGGUCGCAUAACUUAGACAAUUAUAUAUACAAUUAAGUCUACAAUUUUAGGUGUUAAAUAAAACUUUGUAGAUUUGAUAUAGGUAUAUAAUGAUAAAUUUUAAUAAAUCAAGUUGCUUUACAAACA